Wyeomyia smithii (pitcher-plant mosquito) is the source of this 1297-nucleotide messenger RNA. RefSeq lists its product as uncharacterized. The record is from RefSeq and is a predicted model, not a curated record. The transcript is spliced from 3 exons. The coding region runs from base 638 to 1297 and encodes 219 amino acids. NCBI's taxonomy places the organism in Eukaryota, Metazoa, Arthropoda, Insecta, Diptera, Culicidae.
AGAAAAUACUUAAAUGUUUAUAUACACUUUAAGUUGCUUUCAACGAAAUUAUUUCAUGCGGAUUUCGGAAUUCGCCAGUUUUUUUAACGCGGAUUUCUGACACUUUUGACAGAAUUGUACAAAAUAAAAUUUGGGCAGAUUUGCUGCUUGCUCUUUGUCCCGUGUCAUUGAUAGACCUCUCUGACUCAGGCUUUUACUUCGGUAAGGUUUUUCAAAGAAUGUGUUCUAAUCGACGGCAGGCCUUUCUCCGACAUUAUCAACGUCCGCACCGUAGCUGUGUGAUUGUGCUCAAAACUAGGAUACGGACUACUAUUUCGUAGUUGUGUGCAUAUGCACUCAAAAGCUUCGACGUUGUAUAACGCCCACCGAAGUUAAACGCCGCGAGCCAAUACUGCGAGACGCCAGGUUUACACAAUAAUAUGCGCAGUGACUGAAGGCAUUGCUACCCACGGAAGAGUAGAUUAGCGCAGCUACUCCUGAAGCAUUCGAUCCACUAUAAGUAACACUGCUGUAGCGCUACUAGGUGCAAGGUCUCCGAAUCAUAGAAAUAACUGGUUUGACCGUAUGAGAACGAUCGCGGACGGGCGCGGAACCGCCAAAACUCAGUCCUCCGAAGGAAGAAGCGCAAAGCGACUCUAUGUGGUGGAAUGUAUUCAGAAGUGGACGUGUCACUGCUUCCAAUACAAAAGACGUAUGUAGCACUCAGAUAUCUAGGCCAUCAGUAUCCCUUUUCGAAAGGAUCUGUUAUCCUAAUGAGACAACGUUUUCUACUCCAGCGACCAUGUAUGGUAAGAAAAAUAAGGAAAAAGCAAUUGACCAAUUAUACCGUGCGGUUCAACAUUUGUAUCAAAACUUGCGGAAUAGUAAAUCAGUGCUGAUUAUCUACGAUAAAUAUCCGUUUAUAGGAGCAUCACCGGAUGCAAUUUUUUCUUGUGAUUGUCAUGGUUCAAUUACGGUUGGGGCUCAUUCAAUUGAAAAUUGCCAAAUUCCGCGUUAUGUAAUAUUUGAAUGGUUCCUUGAGGUGAAAUGUUCUUUCACAGCCCGAUUCUGUUCAGAUAUGACUACAACGUUACUACAACUCAAAGAUUCUUUUGUUAGUCGUAAUGAUUCGGGAGAAGUUGUUUUAAAUACAAAGCACAAAUACUUCUUUCAGGCUAUGAUGCAAUUAUACGUAUGUAAGGCAAAUUUCGGAUAUUUUUACGUAUGGUCUCCUAAUCAAGUGUUACUGGUUGAAAUUAAAAAAAGAGAUGAGUUCUGGUUAAACUGUGAAAACUUGCCAGAUAUAACUGUCGAAUGA